Messenger RNA from Myodes glareolus (Bank vole), 520 nucleotides. NCBI's taxonomy places the organism in Eukaryota, Metazoa, Chordata, Mammalia, Rodentia, Cricetidae. The record is from RefSeq and is a predicted model, not a curated record.
CUCAACACAUCUGGAUGUGGUGGCACAUCUGUAAUCCCAGCUAAAUAUCUAAAACCAUACCAAGCUUUUCCGAGUCGCCGCCAAGAUGGCCGAGGUGGAGCAGAAGAAGAAGCGAACCUUCCGCAAGUUCACCUACCGCGGCGUGGACCUGAACCAGCUGCGGGUCACGUCCUAUGAGCAGCUCUACAGCGCCCCGCAGAAGCGACGCCUCAACCGUGGCCUGUGGCGGAAGCAGCACUCGCUGCUCAAGCGCCUGAGAAAGGCCAAGAAGGAGGCGCCGCCCAUGGAGAAGUCCGAGGUGGUAAAGACCCGCCUGCGCGACACGACCACCCUGCCCGAGGUGAUGGGGAGCAUGGUGGGCGUGUCCAACGGCAAGACCUUCAACCAGGUGAAGAUCAAGUCGGAGAUGAUUGGCCGCUACCUGGGCGAGUGCUCCAUUACCUACAAGCCUACGAAGCACGGCCGGCCUGGCAUCGGUGCCGCCCACUCCUCCCGCUUCAUCCCCCCCCCCCUCAAGUAG